Molecule: messenger RNA, 996 nt
Organism: Eublepharis macularius
Lineage: Eukaryota; Metazoa; Chordata; Lepidosauria; Squamata; Eublepharidae
Product: olfactory receptor 10A7-like
Exons: 1
Coding region: 1-996 (331 amino acids)
Biological process (GO): G protein-coupled receptor signaling pathway
Cellular component (GO): membrane
Molecular function (GO): olfactory receptor activity; G protein-coupled receptor activity
Source: RefSeq, a predicted model, not a curated record
AUGCAGAUCACCACUUCUGAACAAUGGAAUAACCACACUGCCAUCACAGAAUUCAUCCUGCUGGGAUUUGGAGAAGCUCAUGAGUUCCAGAUUCUUCUUUUUCUGGCGUUUGUGGUGAUCUACAUUCUGACCAUAAUGGGAAACAUCCUCAUUGUUAUCUUGGUGGUAUCCGAUCAACACCUUCAAACACCCAUGUACUACUUGCUUGGGAAUUUUUCCUUCUUGGAGGUUUGCUACAGCUCAACCAUUGUGCCUAAGAUGCUGGCAAGAUUCCUAACUGGGGACAAGUCAAUAUCUUCUUGGGGAUGUUUCGCACAACUUUUUAUCUUUGCUUGCCUUGUCAGCACUGAAUGCUGCCUCCUCUCGGUGAUGUCUUUUGAUAGGUAUGUUGCCAUAUGCAAACCACUUCAUUAUGCAACUAUUAUGAAUGGCAGAGUUGUUCUGUACCUUCUAGUAGGUUCUUUGCUAUAUUCAGCAUCUAUGGCAGUUCUCGCUGUAUCUAUGGUUUCACAACUAUCAUUCUGUGGCCCUAAAGAGAUUGAUCACUUCUUCUGUGAUUUCAGUCCUUUGCUCCAACUCUCCUGCAGUGACACAAGCCAUGUCAAAUUAUUGAAUUUCAUAUGUGGACUAAUUGACCUACUACCUCCAUUCAUACUGACCAUCACUUCUUAUGUGUGCAUAAUUACUGCCAUCUUGAGAAUUUCAUCCACCACUGGGAGACAAAAAGCUUUUGCCACUUGUUCCUCUCACCUCAUUGUGGUCUCCAUUUUCUAUGUAACACUAAUGAUCGUGUAUAUCUUGCCAAACACCAGCACACUCAGAGAUCUUAAAAAGUUUUUUGCUGUCCCAUACACAGUCUUGACCCCUGUGGUGAAUCCUCUCAUAUACAGUUUGAGAAACAAAGAAGUGAAGAAAUCGUUGGAAAGAGCUUUUUAUAGAUUCAUCUGUUUCAAUGAAAUUAAGAGAUUGAGCCCUUUGUUAUUAACAGUAGGAUGA